Molecule: messenger RNA, 1897 nt
Organism: Botrytis cinerea B05.10
Lineage: Eukaryota; Fungi; Ascomycota; Leotiomycetes; Helotiales; Sclerotiniaceae
Exons: 4
Coding region: 350-1390 (346 amino acids)
Source: RefSeq, a predicted model, not a curated record
GGCGUGUGCAAGUGCGACCAUAAUUGACUCCACUUUCUUCCCAUUUCUCAACCCACUACUGCAGCUUUUCGUAGGCCAGAAAGAAAAGGACAAAAGAAUCGAUCGAAGUUCUUCUUGCCAGCUUUCGUCAUAAUUGCAAUUCAAUUGAUAAAUUGUGAAAGACUACCACUACUUAGUAAUUUGCUUUCUUUUAAACAAGAAGCCCUCUUGCCAAAGACAACUUCAAAGAAUCCACCACCACCACCAUCACAACAACAACACAACCGCCUUUCCAUCACAAGCUUAUCAUCACAAGCUUCCUCGACUGUUUCCCUUCUUCCACACACAACCAUCAAUUUCCAUACAUACUAUGUCAGAUUUUCCUUCCAACGCCAGCACAACUUCCACAGAAGGGACUGCCAGCACAAUGGAGAACGCAAAGAAUGCAGCCUAUGACAAUGCAUCUGCAGCUGCCAACGCUGUUGGAAAUCACCCUAUCACUCAAAGUGUCGUGAACGGCCCAAUGGCAGAUAAUGUACGAGACCAACAUCAAAAGACUCAGGUCGAAUUUUCCAACCUCGCAAACUCUCGCACCACUCCUACCACUCAAACAGCUACCGGCCAACAACUCACACAUUACCAUUCCUUCUUCUACAAUUUGUUGUCAUGGGAGAAUCCUCGUGCGUCUGGAAUUGCAUACCUUUCUACCGUUGCAUUCAUCUUCGCUGCCAGAUAUCUUGACAUUCUCCGAUAUUCAUUCAAGAUUACAUACAUGACUUUGUUUGUGACGGUUCUUGCAGAAGGUCUCGGAAAGCUAGCUUUCUCGCAUGGACUCACUUCUCAAUUUAGACCUAAGAAGUAUUACACGGUUUCUAAAGAAACUCUUGAUAGCUUACUCGGUGACGUCCAUGAGCUUAUCAACUUCUUCGUCAUUGAGUCACAACGUGUUCUCUUUGCCGAGAACGUAUUUGUUUCUCUCACUGCCUUGAUUGGAUCUUUCAUUUCCUACUACUUGAUCAAACUUAUCCCAUUCUGGGGUCUCUCUCUCAUCGCUACUUCCGUUCUCUUCAUCUCCCCACUUGUUUACAAGACCAACAAGGAGCUUAUUGACAACACUCUUGCUCAAAUCUCAAGCAUUGUCAACCAACAAACCGAACAAGUCAAGCAACUUGCCAGCCAACACGCUUCGCAUGUUGCCGAGACCACGAAGCAAUACGCUGGAGAGUAUGCUCACAAGGCACAAGAAAUGAUCGGAAGUGCUCGAAGCCGCUCUGGAUCUCCAGAGGCUAGCAGAGUUGCCUCCCCAACCGCCAAGGCCAACGGUAUCAAGGAGGAGGAUUUCCCAACAGCACCAAAGGAAGAGUUCAAAUCCGGAAUUGCUGCUGAGGAGGAGCCACUCAUUGCUGCAUAAAUCUAGCAGAAAUGCAACACAUCGUGGAAAGGGGACUCCUUACAACUCUCAUAAGAGAGGUCAAUACAUCUUCGGCUGAGGGGUCCAAAUACAAAAGCAAAAAUUUAUAUCAUGAUAUUAGCUGAGAGAACAUGAGGAGUCAGCGAGAAUCACGCAGGUUGAUAUACAUACGACGAUUACCAUAUUACGAAAUCCGGUGAAGGAAAUACAGGGACUAGCACGAAUGCACGGCAAACUUUGUUGUCUGUGAAGCUUUUUCUCUUUUUUUUUAUUUAGUUGUGCGACUUCUUUAGUUCUGUCGGUCGCUGCCUUUUGGUUGGUUCCAAGUGGGUAUCUUCUAAUGGAUGGAUGGGAUGGAGUGGAAUGGGUUGGUAGGAAUGACUAUACGGUUAUUGAUGAUAUUUUAUAGGGAGCGUUUGCGUUGUUUACGGACAUAGGGAGGGCAUUAUAGUUCUUUUUCUGAAAUUAAAAUGAAAGUUUUUAAAAAUCUUUACUUUAUAUGUUUGA